UUAAGGGGAGACAAAAUGGGUCAAAGUAGAGACGUGUUAACGAAGAGAGGCAGUUGCCUUUCUGACUUGGCCGCAUGACAUUAGAAUUUUCUUGGUAAAACUAAUAAGCUCCUCCCUCCCACCCCUCCCUCCCUCUGCAACAAUUACUACUAAUUCUAAAUAUUUUCUCCGGCCUCCGGCAUACUGCACCCCAUCAAAAUUAUUAUAACUGAGAGAGACACGCACACUGUAUGUGUGUUUGUAUGUGUGAUUAGGUGAGAGAGAGAUCAAUAGUGAAUCUGAAGAGAGGCAGUAUUAGAUUUAAUUAAUGAUGAAGUCGUCUUUCGGAAAGCUGAAGAAAUUUGCACUGCACAAGGACAAGAAGGAUCAUCAGAUUUUGUUGCAUUUGGAUGGCCUCUCUCAGGCUUCACAGGAUAUGAAAGACAUGAGAGAUUGCUAUGACAGCUUACUAUCUGCAGCAGCUGCUGCGGCUAACAGUGCCUAUGAAUUUUCAGAAUCCUUGAUGGAAAUGGGAACCUGUCUAUUGGAGAAAAUUUCAUUGAAUGGUGAUGGAGAAAAUCGCAAAGCACUGUCAAUGCUUGGAGGAGUACAAUUAGAACUUCAGAAAUUCGUAGACUGCUAUCGUUCCCAUAUUAUCCUAACUAUCACAAACCCAUCUGAAUCUCUUCUUAGUGAACUUCGGAAAGUGGAGGAGAUGAAACUGCAGUGUGAUGAAAAAAGGGAGGUGUACGAGUAUAUGGCAAAAAGGGGAAAGGGUGGAAAGGGGGAGAACUUUACUUCUCAGCAGUUACAGGCAGCUCGGGAGGACUAUGAGGAAAUGGCAAGACUUUGCAUUUUCCGUGUACAAUCUCUGAAACAAGGGCAAUGUCGCAGCCUUUUGACCCAGGCAGCUCGUCACCAUGGAGCACAGCUUAAUUUCUUCCGCAAAGGACUUAAAUCUCUUGAAUCUGUUGAACCACAAAUAAGGAUGGUUGCUGAAAACCAACACAUUGAUUAUCAACCUGUUGAAUUGGAUGAUAGUGAGGAUGGAGGCAAGAGCUAUGAGGCUAAUGAUUAUGGUGAAUUGAGUUUUGAUUAUAGAAAAAAUAAGCAGGAACCAAAUGACUCUUUCCCAUUGAGGGAUUCAAUGGAGUUUGAUCCUGCGGAUGCUCCAAGUACCCUAACCUCUGGGAUGGAGGAAGUGGAGUUGGAUUUUGGCAAAAAUCAAGAACAGGUUUUUACUAGACAACCGCGUGUAGUCAGUCAUUCUGCUCCAAUAUUUGCAGAGAAAUCGGAUAUUUCUGAUAGAAUCAAACAAGCACAGACAUCUGUCCGGAAAUUUCACACAUACGUCUUACCGACUCCAGCUGAUGCUAAGAGUUUGACUUCAAGGACAAGUGUUUCCCUUCUCCACUCAAGUACCACGAAUACUAGUGAAGGCAGCAACAAUCCGUGGCAUUCUUCCCCGCUUAAUAUGGAUAAAUACUCUAAAUUUGGAGAUGACAGCUUGUCAACAGACACUCUUGCAAAAGGCCAAUCCAAUGCUCAAGAGAUUAAAGAUCACACUUUCUCCACCCCACUACCCCCGCCUCUUGCUGAGGGAACUUCUCUCCCACAAAAUGAUAUGCAAAAUGGAAUUGAUGCCAGAAAGAUAAGAAGACUUGCUUUCUCAGGUCCAUUAGCUAGUAAGCCUUCAUCCAGCAAGCCGCUGUUAUCUGCCAGUGGACCUAUUGGUUUGGCCGAACAGCCUCUUCUAGAACCUGGGUUAGCUUCUGGAAUACCAAUAACUCAGCCACCAUCGACUCUAGAUGUAUCCUACAGUGCUUCACCUCCCCUUGUUUCUUCACCAAAAAUAAGUGAGCUUCAUGAGCUCCCUCGUCCCCCUGGCUUAUUGGCCUCCAAGCCAUCAAGUUCAACUGCAUUUGGGCACUCUGCACCCUUAGUCAACAGAAAUCAAGAAAUGUCACCAACAAAUCAGAGCCCUGUGCUGGCAUCAAAUACCGGUUCUCCACUACCACUUCCGCCACUAACUAUUCCUCGAAGUUUUUCUAUACCUUCCAAUAAUCAGAGAGCAAUGGCACUACAUGUAGCCCAACUACUAGAAUCUCCUCAAAGAAAGGGCAAGGGAGAUGUGAUGUGCUCUCCUCCAUUAACACCUCUCUCUCUUUCAAACGCUUCAAAUUCUGGGCAAAUCAGAGGGAGGAGCUGAUAUAUGCAAGCCAUUGUAGACAGUGACGUAUUUUUUUAAAUUUUGAGUUGGGGGUUGUAGAGUUUGUUUUCCACAAGCAUUAUUGCGGGAGUGGGAUUUGUACAUAUGUUAUUAAUGUAAGGUUUUAUUUUGUUCGUUUGAAUGUUCUCCAUGUAUCUUACAUGAAUGUAACGGGAGAUACCUGCCACAAUUUUGA
Solanum dulcamara is the source of this 2384-nucleotide messenger RNA. RefSeq lists its product as uncharacterized. Bases 308 to 2188 code for a protein of 626 amino acids. The record is from RefSeq and is a predicted model, not a curated record. The transcript is spliced from 11 exons. Lineage: Eukaryota; Viridiplantae; Streptophyta; Magnoliopsida; Solanales; Solanaceae.